Messenger RNA from Ruditapes philippinarum (Manila clam), 1440 nucleotides. RefSeq names its product dolichyl-diphosphooligosaccharide--protein glycosyltransferase subunit 2-like. Gene Ontology annotation, cellular component: oligosaccharyltransferase complex; membrane. Lineage: Eukaryota; Metazoa; Mollusca; Bivalvia; Venerida; Veneridae. Gene Ontology annotation, biological process: protein N-linked glycosylation. The record is from RefSeq and is a predicted model, not a curated record.
AUGGCGAAAGCUGAAGAAAACAUCAACAUUCACGACUGUCUUACAUUUAUUUCAGGUUCAGUGUGUUAUAUCUGUUUUGCUGUGGCUGUGGUUGGUCAGGCACUGACUCCGUCCACAUUUCUGACCACUGUGGACAGAGAGAGAUUGAGGUCUGUGUUUGAAUCAGCACAACCAUACACUGAUGCUGCCAAUGCACAUUAUUCCAUCUUGGGUCUUAAACUGCUUGGAGCAACAAUUCCCAAGGAGCAGGAGGUAUGCAGAUCUGUAACCUCAUCUGUAGAGGCCAACAGUGUAGCAUCCUGGUUCCACGCCUCCUCAGCAGCCAAAGCUUUGUCUGGAUGUAAACUUUCCCCAGGAAAUGCUGAAAAACUUCUCACCGCUGCAGUAGCUGAGGACAGCAGUGUUGCUGAUAUCUAUUAUGCUUACUUCGCAUUGAAAAAUCUAGGUCUUGCAGUUGAUGGAAAGAAAGUCUUGGCAGCUCUCACAGAGGCUUUAAAGAAAGACGAUUCUCCAUUGAGUCAUAGCUAUGCAUUCCGUGUGGCCACAGAGCUCAAUACAGAUCUCAACAAAUAUUUUGAUUUGAUAGAAGAUGUUGUCGCCCAAGCUGAUGAGGUUGAUGACAAAUAUCUGCAGUUUGAAGGUGGACUAUUUGUCUCUGCAUCAGUUGUAGAUAGCUCAUAUAAACUAGCAGGAAAAGUUGGCAAAGCUCCAACUAUAUCUCAGGAUAAAGUAUUGAAGUUUGCUAAUUACUUUAUGAGCCGUAAGCAUGUACAUCAGCUGAAAUCCGCAUACGCUCUUCUCUCUGCCGUCAACACACUCACUGAUAACAAGUUCCAUGUGCCAGUAGCUGUAACUCUUGAUAGCCAGGUGUCAGUAACUUCAACGAAGCCAUCAGUUCAGGUUAGAGUAACCAACUUAAUGGGAGGCAGUCUAGGUAAACUAACAGUUACUGCUGAUAGUGCUAAGAAUAUGGGAGACCAGUCUGUUGUUGUUAACAAGAAACAAUUCAAGGCCACAAAAGAAGAAUCCCUGUAUGAGAUGGACUUCAUGGCAAAUAAACCCUCCAGUGGCUUCUAUAAGGUAACUAUUAGUGUAGAGGCCCAGAAAGCUGACAGUAGGCUCAUUGGUACAUCAGGGGCAUCGGUCACUGUCAAGGUCACUACUCAGAUAGCUGUGGAAAGUGUCGAGAUUGGUGUCGCUGAUAAGGAUCAAGGUUCAGCUCCUAAACCAUCCAGAAUUCAGUAUCCAGAGAAGGUAAAGACCACUCUCGAAGCGGACUUCCAUCAGAAGUUGAUCAUGAAAUUUACAUUGAAGGACAAAUCAUCUGGCAAAGCUUUCGCUGCUCAUCAAACAUUUGUCAAACUUACAAACUUGGAAUCCAAACAAGAAAUAAUCUUUGUAGCCGAGGCAGAUUCUAGCAAUGUGAAUAAGUUUGAUCUG